Cuscuta campestris is the source of this 1038-nucleotide messenger RNA. The record is from the annotation of a GenBank genome assembly. NCBI's taxonomy places the organism in Eukaryota, Viridiplantae, Streptophyta, Magnoliopsida, Solanales, Convolvulaceae.
CGACUCACCUACAUAAUUAUUUACAAGAUGGACUAGUUUGGACUUGUAUUUAGCAUUGUGCAAUGUUAAAACACAUACCCAAUUAUAACAAGUUUGUUUUAGAGAUAACAAUCAUUCUAUAUUUAGAUAAAGAAUAUAAUUUACUCAUAUUUUGAAUGUUUUUUUUUGCCAAAUAUACCUAGAGAAUGAUAUAUUUCCACUAGAUCAUAGUUUAAAAAUGAGAGACCUAAAUAAAAAACCGAAGUUCAGCCGCACAAAUUUACACUGCAUUUGAUUGCAGUAAUAUUUAUAUACACACAGCUGCAUCGCGUGGGAGAUGAUCAUAAAGGGGGUGUUCCGGAGAGGCAAAAGGUGGGACCCGGUCCGCCCCAUGUACGGAUCCUUCUGGGGCGUUGGAAUCGGGAUCGGGUGCGGAGUCGGAUGGGGACCCGGAUUCGGCCCGGAGGUGGUUGGCUAUGUUGGAUCCGGAUGCGGCGCUGGGUUCAGUAUCGGCAUCACUCUGGCCGGUUUCGGGAUCGGCCUUCCCGCCAAUUCCUUCUUCACCAAUGGAGUUUCUGGAUCAAGCAGACUAAGGAGUAUUUCCGAGUUGCAACAGAAAAUAGGAAGGACUUUUGGUAGUAUAAUGGUGAAAGAUUAUAUGAAGAAUACCAUAGAUUUCUCAGGCUUGAAAAGCAAAGGACUGUGGCUUACAAAAAGGCUUUUGGAUGGAAAGGAAGGAAGAAGGUGAAAUCAAAUGUAUGGAGAGCGGGUAGGGAGAAUUAGGGGUGUUCAUCGGUCCAGGACCGGACCGAACCGGACCGAAGACCGAAAUGAGAAAAAAUAAAGACCGAAGACCGGAUCUAUAAGAAAUCGGUCUUGGACCGGUCCGGACCGAAAUUCUUAGGACCGAACCGGUAGGACCGAAAAGACCGAAUUUUUUUUAAGUUUUUACGGUUGAAUAUUUAAAUAUUGUAUAAGGAAAACACCACGGUUGACAAAGAUGCAUGGAAUCAUAAACCUAAGCAAAGAUGCAUAAAAAAAGAAAUUUGCAGCAUCCAU